UGCCGCCGCGCGCCGGCCCGCGGGGUUGGAGUGAGAGCCGGUCGGGCGGAGGAGUCCGAGCGGUGGGGAGGCGACGCUGAACUCUCUUCCCGCCUGCGCGGACAGAUAGCUUCCUAGUGAGGGUCCUGGGGCUGUUUCGACACAGUGUCGUUGUUGCUUGAAUCCAGCACCGGUUCUUUCUGCGUUCGUGUGCGGUGUGUUUCGGGCGCGGAUCGCUUAGAGCCUCCACUUGGGCUUCUUAAGGCCCCUUUCUUAGUGCCCGGCCCCAGGUCAUGGGAAUGGGAUUAAUGAACUGUAGUUGAUUAAAAAAUAGUGCAAGUUCCGCUCUUGCGCCUCUUUCCGACAUAAUAUCCUUGUGACUGCUUCUUUAAAAUUUCAUUAGUCUUUUCUUUUUCAUUCAUUUGUCCUGUAAAUAAUGAUGCUUCCUAGUGGUUAGUCCUGAGGACUCUUCGUUCCGCAUUAUGUGUGCUCUUCCUCUGUCAUCCUUUGUCCUUCCGUAAAUUGAUCUGCCUCCAAUACGAUGGUAACUUACAAACUUGGGUCUUCAGUCUCCACCGCUCUAUUGAGCUCCGGAUCCUACAGUACACUUGCAUAUAACGGUGACGCUUGCAGACAGAAAAAGUAAAGUGUCAAGGAAUUCAUACCAUUUGGUACUUGUUAGUUGGACCAGCUUAAAGAGUCUUUGAUUUAUUGGAUCAACUGGUAACAAAAGAUGAAAAGUAGUGUGGCACAGGUAAAACAUUCUUCUGGUCAUGACAGAAGGGAAAACUAUACUUCAUAUCAGAGGACUUCUUCUCCAGAAGACAGAUAUGCAGAACAAGAAAGAUCCCCUCGGGACAGAGAUUACUUUGAUUACAGCAGGUCAGACUAUGAGCAUUCUAGAAGAGGGCGUUCUUAUGACGGUAGCAUGGAGUCACGAAGUAGGGACCAUGACAAACGCAAGGAAAGAGAAAGAGAUAUGGAUCGGAAAAGGUCCCGGAAAUCCCCAUCUCCUAGGAGAAGAAGCCCAGAACCAUCGGUAACCCAGAGUUCCUCUGCUCAGGAUGAACCUACUGCAAAGAAGAAGAAAGAUGAGCAGGAUCCUCUCCUUACACGAACUGGUGGAGCGUAUAUUCCUCCUGCAAAGCUCAGGAUGAUGCAAGAACAGAUUACAGAUAAAAACAGCUUAGCAUACCAGAGGAUGAGCUGGGAGGCCCUAAAGAAGUCAAUCAAUGGUCUUAUCAACAAAGUCAACAUUUCUAAUAUAGGUAUUAUUAUUCAAGAACUUCUUCAAGAAAAUAUAGUUAGAGGAAGAGGCCUGCUGUCCAGAUCUGUUUUGCAAGCACAGAGUGCUUCUCCAAUCUUCACCCAUGUUUAUGCGGCAUUAGUGGCGAUUAUCAACUCCAAAUUUCCACAAAUUGGAGAAUUAAUCCUCAAGAGGUUAAUUCUUAAUUUUCGAAAAGGCUAUAGAAGAAAUGAUAAGCCACUUUGUCUGACUGCUUCAAAAUUUGUGGCACAUCUUAUUAACCAAAAUGUGGCACAUGAAGUUUUAUGCUUAGAGAUGCUCACUUUGCUCUUGGAAAGACCCACAGAUGAUAGUGUUGAAGUAGCUAUUGGUUUUCUUAAGGAAUGUGGCCUUAAAUUAACACAAGUGUCACCAAGAGGAAUUAAUGCUAUAUUUGAACGCCUUCGAAACAUUCUCCAUGAAUCUGAAAUUGACAAAAGAGUUCAGUAUAUGAUUGAAGUGAUGUUUGCAGUACGGAAGGAUGGAUUCAAGGACCACCCUGUUAUCCUAGAAGGACUUGACUUAGUGGAAGAAGAUGAUCAGUUCACCCAUAUGCUGCCUCUAGAGGAUGACUAUAAUCCAGAAGAUGUUCUUAAUGUUUUCAAGAUGGAUCCUAAUUUUAUGGAGAAUGAAGAGAAGUACAAAGCUAUUAAGAAGGAAAUUCUUGAUGAAGGGGAUAGUGACUCAAACACAGACCAAGAUGCUGGAAGUAGUGAGGAGGAGGAGGAAGAAGAGGAGGAAGAAGGGGAAGAAGAUGAAGAAGGACAAAAAGUGACUAUUCAUGACAAAACAGAAAUUAAUCUAGUCUCAUUUCGUCGUACAAUCUAUCUUGCUAUUCAGUCAAGUUUAGAUUUUGAAGAAUGUGCUCACAAAUUGUUAAAAAUGGAGUUUCCCGAAAGCCAAACAAAAGAACUCUGCAACAUGAUACUUGACUGCUGUGCCCAACAAAGGACAUAUGAGAAAUUUUUUGGCUUAUUAGCUGGGCGAUUUUGCAUGCUGAAAAAAGAAUACAUGGAAUCCUUUGAAAGUAUAUUCAAAGAACAAUAUGAUACCAUCCAUCGCUUGGAAACGAACAAAUUGAGAAAUGUUGCUAAGAUGUUUGCUCACCUGUUAUACACUGAUUCACUUCCAUGGAGUGUUCUUGAAUGUAUAAAGCUGAGUGAAGAAACCACUACAUCAUCCAGUAGAAUUUUUGUUAAAAUAUUUUUCCAAGAACUGUGUGAAUACAUGGGUCUUCCUAAACUUAAUGCAAGAUUAAAGGAUGAAACCCUACAGCCAUUCUUUGAAGGGUUAUUACCCCGAGAUAAUCCAAGAAACACUCGGUUUGCCAUCAACUUCUUUACUUCUAUAGGUCUUGGAGGUUUAACGGAUGAAUUGCGUGAGCAUCUCAAAAAUACACCAAAGGUCAUCGUGGCACAGAAACCAGAUGUUGAGCCAAAUAAAUCUUCCCCCUCCUCCUCCUCCUCUGAGUCCUCCUCUUCUGAGUCUGACUCUUCAGCCUCGGAUUCUGACAGCAGUGACAGCAGUUCAGAGUCUUCCAGUGAAGAGAGUGAUUCUUCAUCCACCAGCAGUCAGAGCUCUGCCCCAGCUAAAGAUGUAAGAAAGAAGGGACAAGGGAACAUCAGACGUAAAGAAGUUGAUAAAUUGAUCAGGAAACAAACAAAUGAUAGGAAACAAGAAGAAAGAAAACCAGAGCAAAGACUCCAGGAAACAAGCACUGAACGAGAAAGGAGGUCAGAAAGACACAGAGAUAAAAAUUCAAGAGAUCCAAGUUGGAGAGAUCCUGUAACAAAAUACACUGCAGACAGGGGGGUUCCUUCUGAACGAAAUAGUUACAGUAGAGUCGGGAAUGACAGAGACCAAGAAAUGCACGUAGAUUUGGAAAAUAAGCAUGGUGAUCCCAGAAAGAGGAGAGGAGAGAGAAGAAAUUCUUUUUCUGAAAAUGAACACAGACACCGAAAUAAAGACAGUGAAAAUUUUAGAAGAAAAGAUAGAUCAAAGUCGAGAGAAAAGAAUAAAAAACAUUCCGGCUCUAGAAGUGACGAAGAUAGGUAUCAGAAUGGUGCCGAGAGACGAUGGGAAAAAUCUAGCAGAUACUCUGAACAAUCCAGAGAAUCAAAGAAAAAUCAGGACCGGCGAAGAGAAAAGUCUCCAACAAAGCAAAAAAAAUAAUUCUGCAAAAUUGCAGAAACUGAACAUGCUUUAUAUUCAGUUGAAACAAAUUAUUUUUUACAUUGACGAACUUUAUAGAGAAUUCUUGUAUAAAGUACUGGUUUGUAUUUGUACAUUUAAAAAAUGUUUUCAUUUUAACGUGUUUUUUAACUGAUACAUCUCAAGACCCUCCACGUAAAAUUAUUUGAAAAGUUUCACCAGAGAGGGAUGUAAUUCUUGCUUAUAUUUUGUUAAUAAAAUGAUCAAAUGCUCAUUGAA
Diceros bicornis minor is the source of this 3694-nucleotide messenger RNA. RefSeq names its product CWC22 spliceosome associated protein homolog (gene CWC22). The transcript is spliced from 20 exons. The coding region runs from base 713 to 3436 and encodes 907 amino acids. Gene Ontology annotation, biological process: mRNA splicing, via spliceosome. Gene Ontology annotation, molecular function: protein binding; RNA binding. NCBI's taxonomy places the organism in Eukaryota, Metazoa, Chordata, Mammalia, Perissodactyla, Rhinocerotidae. Gene Ontology annotation, cellular component: catalytic step 2 spliceosome. The record is from RefSeq and is a predicted model, not a curated record.